AUGCAAAGAGGAGGAGGAGAUGGGAAUAUAGAUCAGAACAGAGACUUCUACAAACUUCAGGAUGUUCGACCUCCGUACACAUACGCUGCUCUCAUACGUCAGGCUAUUCUGGAGUCAGCGGGGGGUCAACUUACUCUCAAUGAAAUAUAUUCCUGGUUCUGUGAAAACUUUGCUUUCUACCGACACAACACGUCUAGCUGGAAGGCUAUAAACGAGUCUAAAGAACAUCAGCUGACUUUGAACGAAAUUUACAACUGGUUCCAGGCCAGCUUUGCCUUCUUUAGGAGAAAUGCCGCAACGUGGAAGAACGCUGUGAGACACAAUCUGUCCCUCCACAAGUGCUUCAUGAGGGUGGAGAACGUGAAGGGCGCUGUCUGGACAGUGGACGAGACAGAGUUUCAUAGAAGACGACCUCAACGAUCCACAACCAGUAUGACCAGUAAAUCUCCUUCCUUGCCGUACAGUCACGGAGCCCAGUCCCCUGGUUCCUACACAAGCCAGGAGUCCUCUCAACUCCCUCACGAGGAGUCUUUUAACAGGAGUCUUCAAUCAGCUUUGGAUAAGCUGGGAAGCGUGCAGUAUGGAGGCCACGAAACUGGUUCUUCGAGGCCAAGAAACCUCCAGUAUGAGAACAGAGAAGAGACAGCCUCUCCUCCAAGAAUGUCUGACAGAGAAUCACUUGUAAGCUCUCGAUACAAUUCAUUUGGUCUCAUCGCGAAGCAUCAUGGAACAGAGGUCAACACCCUUCUAGAAGCACGACUGCGCCCCAUCUCUGCUGUUUCAGGACUGUUACUGGGAAUGGAGAGAGAGUCAAGAGAAAGCCGCUCUGUGGAGUCACGUGAGGAAAAUAUGGACCAAUCAGAAUACAGCGAGGAGGAGUCUCAAAACAAAGACACACCUGAAGACCUUUCUAUGGGCUCAAAGGAAGAAAAUCAUCCGCAAAGGAACUCAAUAGAAAAAUAAAUCCACCAUUGGAAUAAUUUUGUUUCAUGCACAAACAUACCGGUAUCUCAAGUAUAGAUAUAUUACGUUACCUAAAGUUAAAUUUUUGUAUUAUUUGUAUAUAUAUGUAGAUUAUUUCGUUUUUUGAAAAGAGACGCCCAUGUUAAUUCAACCAAAUUAUUUGCUUUCUAAAUUAUGUCAAACAGAAAAUGAAUGUUUCCCCUUUAUUCUUUUAUUAAAAUCAAACAUUAUUAAUAUUUUAGCACACUUAAAUAUUUAUCAAAGCAUAGUCAGCUAAAACUAAACUGUUGUAAUGUUUACACAAUAACUGGUUUCAUUAUAAACAUUUAUGUAAAAGUACUGUACCUCAAAAAUACGAGUUUAUUGGCAGGGUUACCCUCUAAGGUUAAGAUACUUCAGAGACGACUGUAAUGUACGGAAUUUAUACUGUCUGUUUCCUCAUAUUAUAUUUAAACUUGUUUCUUUCUU
This is a messenger RNA of Eurytemora carolleeae, 1431 nucleotides long. Its product is annotated as forkhead box protein P1. The record is from RefSeq and is a predicted model, not a curated record. Gene Ontology annotation, cellular component: nucleus. Lineage: Eukaryota; Metazoa; Arthropoda; Copepoda; Calanoida; Temoridae. The transcript has 8 exons. Gene Ontology annotation, biological process: regulation of transcription by RNA polymerase II. The coding region runs from base 1 to 963 and encodes 320 amino acids. Gene Ontology annotation, molecular function: RNA polymerase II cis-regulatory region sequence-specific DNA binding; DNA-binding transcription factor activity, RNA polymerase II-specific.